This is a messenger RNA of Sparassis crispa, 456 nucleotides long. Its product is annotated as 60S ribosomal protein. Gene Ontology annotation, cellular component: cytosolic large ribosomal subunit. Lineage: Eukaryota; Fungi; Basidiomycota; Agaricomycetes; Polyporales; Sparassidaceae. The transcript is spliced from 4 exons. The record is from RefSeq and is a predicted model, not a curated record. Gene Ontology annotation, molecular function: structural constituent of ribosome; mRNA binding. Bases 1 to 456 code for a protein of 151 amino acids. Gene Ontology annotation, biological process: cytoplasmic translation.
AUGAAGGUUGAGAUCGACAUAUUCUCCGGCUACCGUAUCUACCCCAGCAAGGGCAAGCUCUUUGUCCGGGGGGACAACAAGAUCUUCCGGUUCUCAACCGGCAAGACCGAGUCUCUCUUCCUGCAGCGCAAGAACCCGCGUAAGAUCGCGUGGACACAGGUGUUCCGUCGCAUGCACAAGAAGGGCAUCACAGAGGAGGUCGCCAAGAAACGCUCCCGCAAGACCGUGAAGCACCAGCGCGGCAUCGUUGGCGCCGACCUCGCCGCCAUUGCCGCACGCCGCAACCAGACCGCCCAGGUUCGCGCGCUGCAACGCACCACCGCGAUCCAGAAGGCGAAGGCCGAGAAGAAGGCAAAGGAGGACAAGAAGGAGAAGAAGCCCGCAACACGCGGACCCGCAGUGACUGGCCCGCGGAUCUCGAAGCAGCAGAUGAAGGGGGGUAAGGGGGGCCGCUGA